Molecule: messenger RNA, 1056 nt
Organism: Cladophialophora psammophila CBS 110553
Lineage: Eukaryota; Fungi; Ascomycota; Eurotiomycetes; Chaetothyriales; Herpotrichiellaceae
Exons: 1
Coding region: 1-1056 (351 amino acids)
Molecular function (GO): oxidoreductase activity, acting on NAD(P)H
Source: RefSeq, a predicted model, not a curated record
AUGGUUCCCAAGACUCAAAAGGCUCUUCUCGUCACCGAGGUCGGCAAGCCUCUCGUCCUCAAGACAGAUCAUCCAGUCCCUCAACCAGGCCUAGGACAGGUCCUCGUGCGUGUCACCGUGGCUGGGCCGAACCCGCACGACGAAAAAGCCCGCGACCGCGGCCUCUUCAUCGCCGAGAACUUACCCGCUAUCCUCACUAACGACAUCGUGGGCGAAGUCGUCGCCCUCGGUCCGAAUGUGACAAAAUACGCCAUCGGCGACCACGUCGUCGGACAUGCUGGCUUCGACAAUAGUUAUGCCCAGAACGGGUUCCAAGAGUACGCUGUCUUCGACGUCGACUUCUCGGCCAAGAUCCCCGAAGGAUUCACAGAUGAUGACGGGGCGACGUUGCCGACCAACGUCAUUGCUCCCCUUGUUGCGCUCUUUCAUGCCUCGACGCUGGCGAUUCCUGCUCCCUGGACUCCUGCCGCGUCAAACUUUGACUAUAAGGGCACCACGCUGCUUGUCAUGGGCGGAGGGAGCAGCUGCGGAAGGUUCGGCGUUCAACUCGCCGCGUUUGCUGGGAUCGGACGCAUUGUCGUGGUCGGCGGCGACGAGGCCGAGUUGAGGUCCUACGGCGCCACGCAUAUCAUUGACCGCCACGCCUCCCCAGAAGAACUCACCAAGCGGAUCCGCGACGUCGUCGGCGACGAGCUUCUGUACGCCUACGACGCCAUCAACCCGCCGGCCACCCAGACCAUCGCCAUCAACGCCCUCUCUUCGACCAAGAAGGGCAAGCUCGCCCGCCUGCUCCCCACGGGGCCGGUCGACGAGUCUCAGGUCCAUGCGAAAAAGGAAGGCUAUGAGUUGCUCAACACCUUUGGCAGUUCGCAGGCCAGGCCGGAUUUGUGCAGGCCCUUCUGGGAACGGGUGCCGCAGUACCUGCUGGAGGGGAAGCUAAAGCCGAGUAAGUACGAGGUGGUCAAGGGGCUGGACGUGGACAAGGCGAACGAGCUGCUGGAUCGAUAUAGGGAUGGCAAGAGGGUGGUAAAGACGCAUUUCCACGUCUCUGAGUAA